GCGACUUUUAAAUAUUUUUCUAGAGUUUCUUUGUGGUUGGAAGACUUCUUUCUCAGAUAGAAGAAGAGUUAAGAUUAUUGUCGAUACCAAGCAUCAAUAAACCACCACAAGGCUAACUCAAUAUGAAUCCACACCGACCAGCGUAAACACUCGUCUCACUCCACUGGAUUUCAUUAGUCUGGCCCGUCUUGAAUGUUCUCCUACGCUUCUUGAAUGUUCUCUUACAUUUUCGUGCACCUGAUUAAAGGAGACGCGGACAAAAUGGGCGACGAAAUCCACCGGUUCGACAACAACACGCUGAACGAGGUCCUGAACAAAAGCAGCACGGUCGAUCCGAAGCUGUAUGAGCGCUAUCUGACAAACAAGGCUAUCGACGAACCGGCUUAUACUGUGCUGGCUGUUAUGUACGGUGUGCUAAUUGUGCUGGGCGCUCUAGGAAAUACUCUUGUCAUAAUCUCCGUGGUGAGAAAAGCCUCAAUGCGCACGCCUCGCAACAUGUUUAUAUUCAACCUGGCGGUGGCAGAUUUAUUGCUGUGCACCGUCACAAUGCCGCUCACCUUAAUGGAAAUCUUAACGAAAUAUUUUCCAUUAGGCAACUACCUGUUUGUGUGUAAACUGAUCGGCAUCUUGCAGGCUACGAGUACCUACGUUUCCACUCUAUCCAUCACAGCGAUCGCUCUCGAUAGAUAUCAAGUAAUAGUCUAUCCAACAAUCGAGAGUCUUCAGAUAUUCGGCGCAGCAUCUAUACUGUCAGCAAUAUGGCUCAUAGCUAUGCUACUGGCCUCACCUCUAUUCUUCAUCCGACACCUAACACAUCACGAACUGCCUAUGACGGGAAACGUCAUUUUUAGUCUGGACUUUUGCAUAGAAAAUUGGCCAGUGGACCACGGUCGCGCAUACUACUCGAUAUUUUCGCUGAUUUUCCAGUAUCUUUUACCAAUUCUGAUAGUUUCGUGUUCGUACUGGAGUAUAUCCCACAAAUUAAAACGAAGAUUCCAAGGAGUUCUAGUAAGCACAGAUGAAAACUUUCAAAGAAACAGAAGACAGCUUCGAGGAAGAAGAUUACAAAGGACGAAUAUUCUGUUGGGGUCCAUAGCAAUCAUAUUCUGCAUUAGUUGGUUACCUCUAAAUUUGUUCAACCUCAUAGCGGAUCUAUCGACUGAUUCGAAUAAGUUUACUAGUCAACCCAUGAUG
Molecule: messenger RNA, 1194 nt
Organism: Sitophilus oryzae (rice weevil)
Lineage: Eukaryota; Metazoa; Arthropoda; Insecta; Coleoptera; Curculionidae
Product: neuropeptide F receptor-like
Biological process (GO): G protein-coupled receptor signaling pathway
Cellular component (GO): membrane
Molecular function (GO): G protein-coupled receptor activity
Source: RefSeq, a predicted model, not a curated record